CCCUCCCCCAUCACUUCUUCAACACACCAUUCUCAUUCCAUCUUUCAUUUCUAUCCCUUUCUUCCUACCUAAGCCUCUUUUUCCUUCCCAAUCCUUAAAAAAAACAUAACACUAUUUUAGUAUUUUUCACCUUACUUUGAAGUUUGAAACAUCCUAGUUAAGAUUAAGACACAAACAUUAAUCAUGGCUGCAACUGUGUGUCACCCUGGAUUACAGUUACAUCUUGAACCUCAACUUGUUGAGUCAAGAACAUUAAGAUUAAGGUUACCUUCUCCAAAACAAUCCAUUGAUUUAGCCUUCAAAUCUUGUUUCCAUGAUUCAAACAUUAAAACUCAACAACAUCAUGAAGAAAACAUCAACAUCAACAUCAACAAAACAGAAACUUUUCAAAGCAAGCCCGACAAUGGUGGUUGGAACUUCGUUGAUGCUCUUUCCAAUAUCUCACAAAACACAACCACUGCCGCUUAUGUUCAUCCUCAGCAGAAACGUUCCUCUUUGGUUCUGAGUCCAAAGAGUCUUGAAUUGUGCACAGAGAAUCUCGGCAAUGAGAGUGGUACUGACAUUGUGGAAAACGACAUGUUAUUGUCUUUAAUGGGAAAAACGGAGGAAAGAGAACCUUGCCGUCAAGUUGUAGGUGGUUCUAAGAAAGCGAAGAUUCAGAAUUUUCCACCACCUUUGACGACGAUAAGAGGAUCGGAAUCUCUUCGUGUUAGACCUCACCGUGAAGAUGGAAGAUUAGUGAUUGAAUUCACUAAAGUCCCACCGAGAACAUCUUGUUUUGAAGCUGAUAGAAGCCAUGGCCGUCUUCGCCUUUGUUUUUCGACAAAUCAAGAACAAGAACAAGAAGAAGAUGACGAUGAUGGUGUGAUAGAUGAAAAUGAAGAAGCACUCAAUGAAGAAGAAUUGUCUGAAAAUGAAAUGAUUGGAGAAGAAAUAAAAGAUGUUGAAGAAGAAGAAGAAGAAGAUACAGAGGAGGAUGUGGUGGAAAGUGGAAUUGUUGUUGCAUGUGAAGAGAGUGAAGAUAAAGAUAGUGAUGUAAGAAUGAAAAAGUUAGAGAGUUUUGGAAAAUGCAAAGGUGGUGGUGGUGAGAGUGAAAACAAUGAGACCAUUUGGAUGGCUGCUACUGCAUAAAAUUAUGAUAUUUUAGUAUCUAUUUAACUAUGUAUUGAUAAACAAAUAAAUAAAUAAAAACAAUUUAUGUAUA
Messenger RNA from Lathyrus oleraceus (garden pea), 1204 nucleotides. RefSeq names its product protein FANTASTIC FOUR 3. The transcript has a single exon. Lineage: Eukaryota; Viridiplantae; Streptophyta; Magnoliopsida; Fabales; Fabaceae. Bases 184 to 1131 code for a protein of 315 amino acids. The record is from RefSeq and is a predicted model, not a curated record.